Syzygium oleosum is the source of this 1807-nucleotide messenger RNA. RefSeq names its product metal tolerance protein C4. Gene Ontology annotation, cellular component: membrane. The coding region runs from base 138 to 1556 and encodes 472 amino acids. NCBI's taxonomy places the organism in Eukaryota, Viridiplantae, Streptophyta, Magnoliopsida, Myrtales, Myrtaceae. Gene Ontology annotation, biological process: zinc ion transport; transmembrane transport. The record is from RefSeq and is a predicted model, not a curated record. The transcript is spliced from 13 exons. Gene Ontology annotation, molecular function: monoatomic cation transmembrane transporter activity.
UUUUUCUCUCUCUCUUCCCUCCUCCCUCCGGGCAUGGAGUGGCGCUUCAGGUUGCAGAGAGCAGCGAGAAGGAAGUGAAAUCUGCGGCGGCGGCGACGGACGGACGGACGGACGGACGGACCGCGGAGUCUUCUCCGAUGAGAACGCCGUUCGGGCUCCUCCUCCUCUCCCGCCUGCGCCUGCGCCACCCCCGCUGCUCCCCUCACCUCUCCCUCUCCCUCCUCGCCGGCGGCGGCGGCGGCGGCGGUGUCGGCCGCCGGAGCUCCGACGACGACGCCUCCCGCAUCCCGUCGCCCCCGGGCUCCUUCCCGAGCCCCGAUCACUCGUCGGCGCGAUCUUCGCUCCCUCUAUUCGAUCACGGUCUUGGCUCUCGCCCCUCCGGGCGCUUGGGCUUGACCGGUUCGCUCGCGCAGUGCGGUGGCCGCCAUCAUUAUCAUCACCUCCACCAGUGCUGGACUUACCGCAACUUUUUCACGAGAGCCAAGCAAAAGCAUUUGAAGCCGAUAAGUAUUAGCGACGAACACAGUCAACGAGCAGUGACAACUGCAUUAUGGUGUAACUUCCUUGUCUUCUCACUGAAGUUUGGAGUCUGGUUAGCAACCUCAAGUCAUGUUAUGAUGGCUGAAGUUGUUCAUUCAGUUGCAGAUUUUGCCAAUCAGGUGCUGCUUGCUUAUGGUCUUUCUAGCUCAAGGCGCGCACCCGAUGCUUUGCAUCCUUACGGGUAUUCCAAAGAAAGAUUUGUUUGGGCUCUGAUAUCUGCUGUUGGCAUUUUUUGUCUUGGUUCUGGUGCUACGAUUGUUAAUGGAAUUCAAAACUUGUGGGUUGCACACCCUCCGGAAAAUAUCCAAUAUGCAGCUUUAGUGAUCGGAGGCUCAUUCAUGAUUGAAGGCGCUUCUCUCAUUGUUGCCGUACAAGCUGUCAAGAAAGGUGCAGCUGCAGAGGGCAUGAAGGUGAGGGAUUAUAUCUGGCGUGGUCAUGAUCCCACAUCUGUGGCAGUUAUGACAGAGGAUGGAGCUGCAGUAACAGGACUUCUCAUCGCUGGUGCAUCAUUGGUUGCUGUAAACACCACAGGGAAUCCAAUCUAUGAUCCCAUCGGAUCUAUUAUAGUUGGCAAUCUACUUGGGAUGGUGGCAAUAUUUCUCAUCCAGAGAAAUCGACAUGCCCUAAUUGGUAGAGCAAUGGACCAACAUGAUAUGGAAAAGGUUCUUCGAUUUUUGAAAAAUGACCCGGCUGUUGAUGCUCUGUAUGAUUGCAAAAGUGAGGUGAUUGGACCUGGGUUCUUCAGAUUUAAGGCAGAAAUAGAUUUUAACGGGGUAGUGGUGGUACAAAAUUAUCUGGAGAGGACCGGGCGUGAGGAGUGGGCAAGACAGUUCCGUGAGACUGCAAAACAGAAGGGUGAUAGCGCACUGCUUGAGGUCAUGUCACGCUACGGUGAGGAAGUGGUUACAGCUCUGGGGAGUGAAGUAGAUAGGUUAGAAAAGGAAAUACAAGAGCUUGUUCCGGGUAUUCGGCAUGUCGAUAUUGAAGCCCACAACCCAAUCGACCAAUCUCCAUGAUCAUUCAUGUGCAUUUAAAGCAGAUCUGACCAUUUUUCCCCGUGAAUGUGGCUCAAUUUUUGUCCACAGGAAAGAUCGAUUUUGGGGCUUAAUGCAGGCUCGAGUAUUUUUGGCUGGGACUUGUAGGCUCCAGUUUGAUCGCAAGGGGUCGACAUCUUUCAAAGCACAGGAAGCCUUAUUGUAUUAUAGUCCAUGAUUAUUGAUGUAUAGUAGGAAGAGUGAUUGGAUAGGAGAAACGAAAUCAUUAAUAA